AGGAAUCAUUAAGAAUGGCAAAUUUGAUGUUAUUUCUUGGGUUUUCAAAUGAAUGCACAGCUCCUAAACUUCAAAAGUUAAUUACAGAGUUAUUCCCAGAUAAACAUGUUCUGAAUCUCUGGAUAGAUCCUAAUAGAGAAUGCAGGGCUGUGGUACAUUUUGAAAACAAAUUAGAAGUAUGUGAAUUAUUGAAGUUAACAAAAUUUAAUAUGAAAGGGGAGCUUAUUCAGCCCAUAAACAACAUCUUCAUUCGUGCUUAUGGAACUUUAAAAAAUGCUGCUAAGGACAAAUUAAAUUUGAUGUUUCCAACAAAAAAGUUUCAAUACACUAUAAGAAGAAUAGAUGACGACUGCUUUGAGGUUUCAUUUGAAAAAGGCUGGCAAACUGUAUUGACCAUCUGCAACAAGAUCUGGGAGAUAGAAAAUACAAAAUGGACAGUAAUUCCUCAUUUUACCUGUUUCCAAGAGCCUUUUGACGAGCAAUAUAAAAGAUUAGAGAUGGAAACAAUUGCGACAAUGGAUGAGUUUGAAUCAGAACAAACUUCACAGGAUAGUGACGGUUUAGCAAUAAAAAGCAAGGAUUCCUGUUCUGAACAACUGGCAAUGUACACUUGUGAAAUGUCAUCUGCUGAUAAUACCAAUAAAAAUAAUACAUUGAUUAUAAAUGAGACAGAAGAAAAUGUAACAAGUUCAGAUUCUACUUCGACAUACAUUAUUUAUGAGCAAAAAAUAAUACCUAAAAUUCUUACAUUUUUAAACUUUCAAGAUAUUUUAAAACAAAAUAAAUUAAACUCUUUGAUUGAAGUUAUAUUUAAAGAUAAUGAAGUUGAAAUUAAAGGAGCAACAUCUGUUAAGAAAAAGGAAUCAGCCUCUGUUAUGAAAAGGAUAAAUAAACAAUUAUUAGAAAAAACAUUGAAGUUUACAAAUUCACAAGUAAGCAAGAAAUUUCUUGAAUCUAAAGAAGUACAAGAGCAGAUUAAAAUAUUUAUUGAAAACAAUGGCUGUCAUCUAGUUGUCAACAAUGUUGAAGAUUUUUACUUGACUGUUGUCAAUAAUAAAGGAAAUCAGGUUUCUUUACAAGAAUUUCUGUCUCAGAUUGUGUUUGAAACAAAUUGUUUACUCUUACCAAACAAAGACCAUGCCAUGAGAAAAGACCUGUUGAAAUACAUUGAUGACUUCAACAGUAAAGUGCCAUACAUGCAGCUUGUAAUUGAUGAUUGCAAUAUUGUACUACUCACUGUAUUGAACAAAUCUGAAGACACUGUGAUUGAUGUCACUAGAAAGAUAAAAAAAAUUUUAUUUAAGAAAGUAAAAAGAACAAUUUGUAAUCGAAACAAGUUCUAUAUAUUUUUGCUUGAUGCUUUAAAAUUUGUUCAAGCUGCCGAGAAGGUGUUCCCAGAUUCUUCAAUUGUAAUAGAUAUUGAAGCUUUAGAUAUUUAUGUCUAUGGUUAUAUUGAGCAGAUUGAUAUGAUAAAGAAAAUCAUUAAUGAAAAUGCUGAACAGGUUCCUGAGGAUUUCUAUGAGGAUGUACUGCUUGGAAAUAAAAAAGUCUUGCAUCAGAUGAAGGCAGUUGUGGACCUGUUUGGUUAUCAUAUUGUAAUCAGUCCUGCUGACAGUCUAAAAAUGAUCAUCAAAGAUAAAAAUGGCAAACAGGAUUCUUUAGAAAAUUUUGCUGCUAAAUUAGUGAUUAAAAAAGCUACAUAUGCUUUUAAAAAUCAAGAAAAUUUAACAACACCUUGUUUGGAAGAAUUAGUAAAUAAUAUCAAUGCCAAGUUUCAAUCUUUUCACAUAUCUGCUGAAGAAAGAACACUGACACUUUUUGCCUUUCUUGGAUAUAAUGAAGAUGAAGCAAAAAAAAUAAACCACAUGAUUAGCACUAAAAAUCCUACAGAUAUAAAUAAUUGCUUUAAUUCCUCUUCAAUAACUUAUGAUGUUCAAGCUAACUGUGAGCCAAAAAUAUAUGUUGUGGAUUCUCAACCUGACAUACUAACCUACACCAAAACAUUUCUUCAAAAUGAUAUAUUGAAUUUGCAAAAAUGUGCAACUGAAAAGGCAGUGAUUGUUUUUGGUCAAUAUAAAAUUGAAAUAAUUUAUACAUGUGACAUACAUCUUGCAUUGAUAAAGGAAAAAAUACGUGAUCUAUUGUCUAAAGUUUUAUCCAGAAAAAAAAGUGUUACAUUUCCUGGAAUGAAAGAUUUUAUUGAAUCAGAAACUGGUCAGCAAGAAAUUGAUUUUUUUUCGAAUAAAUAUGAGUGUUACAUUCAGUUUCCAGGAAUAAAAGAUGAGUUCUCAAAAUUUCAAGAAAUUGGAAUUGCCAGAACUGAUUAUUCAAGGCUUGACUAUAAAUCAGUUAUCUUGAAAACUGCAAAGUCCAAUAGAGUUCAUUUUCACUUAGUUCAAGGGAUCUUUAGGAAAAUGGAAAAUUUAAAUAUGAGAAUUGAAUUUCUUCCAUCAAAAAAAGAUGAUGAAUGCAACUUUGCAUCACAAAAUUCCAGCAAACAUCUGCAUUUUAAUCUUCCUGACUGGAAAGCCCCAAACUGUAAAAGUUUGAGAGAGAGUUUGAGUACCAAUGUCAGUAUCAUGUUCCAACAAGCUUCUCAUACUCACAGCUUUAAAAUAGGCAUUUCAACUUCGCAGAUAUCUACAUCUGAUUAUCCAUUUCCUCUAGAUGUUAUUGCUGAGACAAUUAUUGAGCAGACUCUGAUUGUAUUAAACACACUGACAAAUGAAGCGAAAUUAUCAACUCAAAGCUCCCAAAAAUAUGAUAUUUUUAUUUGUGAAUCUACAAGUGAAUCUGUUUUCAAAGCUUUUAUAUAUUAUUUGAAAAAAAAUAAUUUUCAUAUCACACAGCCAGAUGAAGAUUGUUGGAAGGAAAUAGUUCCUCUGGAAACCAAUGUUUCUCACAGAAAUUAUAGUAAAUUACAGGCAACAGUAGAAGUGAUUGAGAGUAACCAGGAACACACAAAUCUUAGGACUUUAUUGUGCUACCCAAUUUUACCAAGUCUUGAAGCUAAUACUUGUCCAUACUUCAAUGAGACACCAUUUUCUUAUAAGCUGUUGGAAAAUGUUAUCAAAGAAAUUCAAAGUUCAAAUCCAGAUGGCCUUUUGAUUGGGCAAUCUUUCAUAAAAAAUACUCACUCUGGCAAAGAUUUGCAGAUAUUCUGUUUUCCUGAGUGGGGAAUGGAUUGCAAAGAGCAUAUAGAAUGCUCAUUGAGACAGUGCCUAAUGGACUCAGCUAGCUAUGAAGCUGUCCACAUUUUCAUCCCUGGUGUAGGACCUUCAAAGAUUCCAAAAGAUUUUUUGGUUCAAACUGUAUUUAACACACUGGACAAAUUAAUUUUUGUGGAAAACCUUCUGCAAAAUCGAAAAAAGUUAGCCUUGGUUGUGGUAAACAAAGUAUACCGUGAUGCAUUCAAGGAGGAACUUGAAAAACGAUGCCCUAAAGAAGUGGAGAAAAAAAAACUGACUUUGUUGGAAAAAGGGUUUUUUAAAGUUAAAGAAUGGUGGUCCAGUGAAGAUGGAGAAGUUGAACCAUCUGCAUCUGCUGAGGAUAUAAAGAUUAUCAGAAACAAUUUUCCUCCAACUGAAGUUUGUAUUUUGGGGACAUGUGAGGAAAAAAUAAAUGAAGCUUUAAAUGCUCUUACAGAUAAACUUUCUAAUUUAAUGGCAGAAAAUGAAGAGGUCAUUGAAUUAGAUGGUGCCGAAAUAAAAAAGUUUGAGAAUUCCAAGAAUGCAUUAACUAAUCUACAUGUAUUGAUAACUUGUACUAAAAGAACUGUUGAAAAAGUUUCUGACAAAAAAGACCAAAAUCAAGCCAAAAAGAAGAAGAAUAAACAUAAAAAAAGGAAUAAAGACAAAAAAAGUAAAAAAAGUAAUGAAUGUAAAAUGAAACCAGAAUAUGAAGUUAAAGGAACACUUAGUAUUCAAGGACUGAAUAGAAAAGUUGUACAAGAUUUUAAAAAUAAAUUUUCUGUCAAAUCAUCAUCAGUUGAUAAACAUGACCCAGCAGUUGUAAGUGGUGUGGAUGAUAUUGAAAAAGGAUUACAGAAUAUGCAUUUCUCUGAUCCAGCAAAUGAUCCGGCAAAAAAUGCUGGUGCAGAAACAGCUAGAGAAAAACAAAAAGGAGGAAAACAAAAAUUACAGAGUAAAGAAAAAUGUUUUUGUUGGAAGAUGGAAGACAAGUGUGAAGAUGAUGAAUCAGAUUCAAGAAGCAGAAUUCUAUUCACAAAUAUUCCAGAUGAUGUAGAACAGAAAGUUGAGAAAGCCUACAGUGAAAAUACAACUUAUAUCAAUAUUAAAGAUUAUGAUUUUAACUUAAGCGAGAUGCAUGUAACUGUAAACAAAGAAAAGAAAGGAUUGAUACGCUCAGAAAUAAUAGAUAUUUCUAAUCAAAUUGAGGUGCCUUCAACCUGGACAUCAAAAGAAGAUGAAGGAUGCAAGUUGGUGAGGCUGGAUAAAACAGAAAAAGAAUUUUUAGAUAUUGAGAAACAAUUGAAAGAUCUAGCUUCAGUAAAGAAUGAAGAUGGAUUAGAGCUAAAAAUUGAAGUUGUUGAUGUUCACAGAGUGCAGAACUUUGCACUGUAUCAACGCUUCAAAGUUAAACAUGGACAAAUAAGUCGAAGAAAAAAUAUGUGGCACUUUGUGUCAGAACAACAAACGUCUCUACUAGUCUGUGAAUUUGGUUUUCAUCCCCUUUUUUGUGGCGUACCUGCUGAAUUAAACAGUUUAGGAAAGGGUGUCCUAUUCUAUAAAGAUCUAAAUAAGUUAUUAUCCAAUGUGUCUUUUAAAAAAGACAAAUCCUUCUUCCUGUUCAAAGUGAUUGUUUGUCUUGGGGAAUCUGGUCAAGAGCCCGGGACACUUACACAGCACUAUACAUCCAAUGGUGAUACUUUUAUGGUUUUUAGUGAUGCUCAAGCAUAUCCACAGUAUCUGAUUGUCUUAAAUGCAGAAUAAAUGUACUUUAUUCCUUUUCUUACAAAUGGUAAAAAGUUUAAUUUGAAAAUUAAUAAUGGCAUGUUAAAUGUAUUUUUGGGUUUUUUAAAAACUUCACUAAUAAUAAAACAACCAA
Molecule: messenger RNA, 5067 nt
Organism: Physella acuta
Lineage: Eukaryota; Metazoa; Mollusca; Gastropoda; Physidae
Biological process (GO): negative regulation of gene expression; protein poly-ADP-ribosylation
Cellular component (GO): nucleus; cytoplasm
Molecular function (GO): NAD+ poly-ADP-ribosyltransferase activity; transcription corepressor activity
Source: RefSeq, a predicted model, not a curated record